Oncorhynchus kisutch (coho salmon) is the source of this 3767-nucleotide messenger RNA. RefSeq names its product hepatic leukemia factor-like. Gene Ontology annotation, biological process: regulation of transcription by RNA polymerase II. Gene Ontology annotation, molecular function: DNA-binding transcription factor activity, RNA polymerase II-specific; RNA polymerase II cis-regulatory region sequence-specific DNA binding. Gene Ontology annotation, cellular component: nucleus. Bases 253 to 1167 code for a protein of 304 amino acids. The record is from RefSeq and is a predicted model, not a curated record. Lineage: Eukaryota; Metazoa; Chordata; Actinopteri; Salmoniformes; Salmonidae. The transcript has 4 exons.
ACAGGACUAGGCUAUCUCUGCCUUCUACUGUAGACUACAGAGCUAUUGGAAUAGCAGGUGUCACUGGAACCAGCUUUUCCCACUGGGUUUUAUAUCGGCAGUUGUUGAGGUCGAAAUCGACCUGUGAUUUCGAUAGAUUUUUUUUCGAUACAGUUGAACGUUUUGGAUUUUGUAUUAGCCCACCAGGACCAGGACCAGGACCAGGACCAGGACCAGGUUAAGUGAUUUUUUUGACAGCUGAAGGGAGGCGAGAUGGAUAAAAUAGUGUCCAGACAUCUCCCGGGGAAUCCAAGGUUUCUACCUAUGUCGAAUCACUGGGUAUUGAAGUCUCUACUGGAGAACCCCAUGAAACUACCCCUCCUCCUCCAACAACAUGAACAACAACAUGAAGGAUUUGAGAAGGAGCAAGAAAAGGAGAAGAAGUUGGAUGAGGAGAGGAGUGCCCCCCAGUCAGCCUUCCUGGGGCCCACGCUGUGGAACAAGACUCUCCCCUACGAUGGAGACAACUUCCAGCUGGAGUACAUGGAUCUGGACGAGUUCCUGUCGGAAAACGGCCUCCCCUCUGAACUCGCCGCCUCCACCCACCCCAACCAGUACCAAUCACAGUCCCAGCACCAGACGUCAAUCAUGUCACAAGCCUUGCCCUCGGUGAUUGACCUUAGCAACCAUGCCAGCGCAUCAACGUCGGUACACACAAGCAUGGGCGCACAGAACUGUCUCCCUAGCCUCGCCAGAGCAGCCCUGCCGUCCAGAAACACUCCCAGCCCCAUCGACCCAGAGUCCAUCCAGGUGCCAGUGAGCUAUGUGCCUGACCCUGCUGACUUGGUUUUGUCCAGCGUACCGGGACAGGAGAUGUUUGACCCCCGCAAACGCAAGUUCGCCCCCGAGGAGCUCAAACCACAGCCCAUGUUCAAGAAGGCCCGCAAGGUGUUAUUGCCAGAUGACUUGAAGGAUGACAGGUAUUGGGUGAGGCGUAAGAAGAACAACGUGGCUGCCAAGAGGUCACGUGACGCCCGUCGACUCAAAGAGAACCAGAUCGCCAUUCGAGCCGGUUUCCUGGAGAAGGAGAACUCCGCCCUGAAAAUGGAGGUGGCCGAUCUGAGAAGAGAGCUUGGGCGCACAAAGAACAUUGUGGCCGAGUACCAGGUCACACAGGGGCCUCUGUAAUGGGACUGAGACAGAAUACACUCACACACAUGGAGAAUACACACACACACACACACACACACACACACACACACACACGCACACACACACACACACACACACACACACACACACACACGCACGCACACAUACACACGCACACAUGCACACACACAUACACACACACACACACACACACACACACACACACACACACACACACACACACACACACACACACACACACACACACACACACACACACACACCCGGCCCUGUUGCCCAGGCCCUCAUUCAUCCCUGAACACCCCCAGAAGCAUGAGGUUGAGAGGCUGAGCUUUACAUCUGCCUGAGGCUACCACCCGAUCAAUGUCCUCCCUGCUCGAAAACUGCCCCCACACACAACCUAGGAACUGCCUCCUACCAUCUCACAACUCGUAUCAAGAGAUUAAAGGACAAAAUGAUUUAGGCUCAGUAACACAUUUCUACUCAUUUUCUAUACCAUAUAUUUCAUCCUCAUCCAUGUCUCUCUGUGAUUGGCCCUUGUGAGGGAAAGCGGGUAGCUUUCUGUACUGUCUAUGAGUAAGAAACGGAAUGGGUUUAUUUUAUUUCCGAUCUGUGUGUGUUUUUCAUUUGGUUAUUUUCUUUCUGAUGUAGUGUAUCUGUCCACACAUGGCUUUUGUGUUAUUUUCUGCAUUUUUCAUGGCUUUUACUGAGGUGUUUGAUUUUCUUAUGAAUGUGUAUGUUGAAUCUUAUGUUUACCUACCCUCCUCCCUCUCCCUCUUGAUUCAUAACGUCUGUGAAUCAUCUUGAGUUAAUGGUUGCUUCGGUUUUUCAUCUGGUUUCCAUAGUGUAAAUGUCAGUUGAGACGUCUCCCCCUGACCUGACUUUAUCCACCUCCCUCCCCGUCUUCUUCUCCAACAGAUAUAAGCUGUUUGUAACGUGUAAACAAUCACUGCUCAUACUUUAAAACCUCUCCCAGGCCGACAUACCGCUAGCCUGGGUAUCCCACUGUUUCUGCAUUAAGCAACGCUAAGUUGUUGCCAUAGUGAGGCGACAACAUGUAGGAUAAAUCAGAGAUAAUAGCCGCCAGGCUAUUAUGAUGUCAGCGUCAUCGUUCUCAUGUUCUUCUUAUAGCAGUGUUAUGUAUAACAAAGGUUUGUUUCUAGUUCCUUGUCACCAGAUCCCUCUGUUGAACAGAACAAGUUCGGGAAGCUAAAGCAAUAAGGCAGUAUAAAGCUCUUGGUCUCCUCUCUACCAAGCCUACUGUCACAGACACGCAUGAAACUGCCCUCUUUAUUUUAGCACGUAGCCAAUUUGGAAACGCUUUUAUUAGUUGAUAUUAUGAUAUGUAUGUCUUUACAUAAAUUCAGGCAUGAUUCUAUUUGUUGUUCAAGCAUUCAAAUGUGAACAUUAAUAGCAUCUGUGCAGUAAGCCAAUAGUUUUUAUUGUGUUCUUUUUCUUUUCUCAGGCAUGACUUCUCUGUGUCAUGCUCUUGUCUACAGAGGUACGGUUGUCCAUAUUAGGACUGCCUCUCAGUCCUGACGAGAUUGAAAGAAUUCCUGCUGAGAAUGAGGCUGUCCUAAUAUUACCACCGUACAGAUGUUCUCCCCAUGACCCAAUGAGAGAUGAAUGUAACAGAUGUACUACUGUAUAUAACAAAUUAACACAGUGUACGUUGGGCAAAUGAAUGGUGUUGCCUGUACAGUACUGUGGAAUAUACCCACAUCACUUUAUAUAUCUCUUUACUACAGACCAAAAGAUUACAGUAUAGAAAGUAUAUGUUAAUAUAUGAAAGGUUUUGUUGUUUUUACAAAGAUAUUCUUGUUUUUGUACAGUAUUUUUUUCCGUACAUAUAUCUCCUGUGUAUUUAAAAAAUGAACUAUGUAUAUUCAGAACUUGUUCAUCUCUACCGAUGCUGUUUCUCAGAUACUUUGCAUGGGCAUUACUCAAGACAACCUUACAUAUGAAAGUGACUGGCUGUUUUACAGACCAUAUGAAAGUGACAGGCUGUUUUACAGACCAUAUGAAAGUGACAGGCUGUUUUACAGACCAUAUGAAAGUGUCAGGCUGUUUUACAGACCAUAUGAAAGUGACAGGCUGUUUUACAGACCAUAUGAAAGUGUAGUCAGUCUCACUCUUUAACCCCUCACGCCCACCACAGACAAACUCAAAACGCUUUGCUGUUUUUCAUUUUGAAAAGUUUUGUAUGUUUUGUUGCGUUGUUUCUUUGGUUUGCAGAAGCAGAAACUCUGUAGUCUAAGAGGAGGAUUGAUAUUGGCAUCCCUUUUUAAACUCUUAUUUGUAUUGUAUGUAGUUUUGGUUUUAGAAGAAAGUCAAAUCCCAACAACAAGCGCUUAUGUUACGUCUCUUCUUAAUUUCUCCCUUUUGUGUGAUUAUUCCUACUUUCCUCUUGGUGUAGGGUUCACUAGACAGAAUACUUAUAUGUUACGUCUCUUCUUAAUUUCUCCCUUUUGUGUGAUUAUUCCUACUUUCCUCUUGGUGUAGGGUUCACUAGACAGAAUACUUAUAUGCUGAUAUGUUCAAAACUGUGUUUUUCCCAGUAUUCCUCCCUUGUCUUUUGUUGGUUUUUCAUGAUCAAAAUAAAACUGUUGAAAUCA